Calliphora vicina (urban bluebottle blowfly) is the source of this 3249-nucleotide messenger RNA. Its product is annotated as ankyrin repeat and SAM domain-containing protein 1A. Lineage: Eukaryota; Metazoa; Arthropoda; Insecta; Diptera; Calliphoridae. Gene Ontology annotation, molecular function: protein binding. Bases 364 to 3120 code for a protein of 918 amino acids. The transcript has 10 exons. Gene Ontology annotation, cellular component: cytosol. The record is from RefSeq and is a predicted model, not a curated record.
UUGCUCCAUAAUUUGGUAUAAAUUGUUUAAUGUGUUGUUGAUUUAUAAUUGAAAUUUUACAAUUUUGUUUAGUGAAUGAACGUGAUUUUUCCUAAUUAUUUUGAAGUGACGUUAAUCUUUUAAUAAACAGAAAUUUUGACAUUGAUGCCAUAUAGUACUGGAGAGAAAGACCUUGAAUUUGUUUUUCUGCGUAUUGCUACUUAUUGGUUGUGGACCUUAUAGGGGCACAAGACGUUGAAACAGCUGACUAUAUUAUUUCAUUCAAUAUUAUAAGAAUGCGGAUGAUCCAAUUUAUUUAGUGCUGACUUAUAAGAAUUUUUUAUUCGAUACAGCACAACAUUGAAAAUAAGAACUUAAUGAAUAAUGGGCAAAUGUCAAGAUCUACUGGAGGCCGCUAGAAAUGGUAACACAGCAAUAGUUAGCAAAAUUCUUCAACACAAGGGAGGCCCACUGUCGAGUUUCAGACGCAGUCCCAGCAUCAACUGGCAAGAUGUUAACGGAUAUACCGCACUACAUCAUGCCUGUCUAAAUGGACACUACGAAAUUGUUAAGGUUCUACUCGCCCAUCAUGCUGCCCACGAGAUUCUUGAUAUUAGAGGUUCUUCACCUCUCUAUUUGGCUGCGUGGGCAGGAAAUGAACACAUUGUCAAUUUAAUACUAAUGAUACGAGGCACUGGGAAUCUUGAUGCACAGACUAUAGAAAAUGAAACUGCCCUUCAUUGUGCAGCACAACAUGGUCACAAUUCUGUUGUAUCAGCACUCUUGUCUCGUGGUGCUGAUCCUACAAUACGCAAUAAUAGUUUUCAAACUCCUCUAGACUUAGCAGCACAAUUUGGACGGUUGGAAGUAGUGCAGACCCUCAUUAGUAAACAUCCCGAAUUAAUCGAACCCUAUCGUGUCUACGACGAUCUUGUGGCUGUGGAAAAUGGUCGCUCACCUCCGUAUAAAAUAACGCCCACAAAACACAUUUUUACUCAAUCAUGUCUGCAUUUAGCCGCUCGAAAUGGUCACAAUGAAGUAGUGAAAACAUUAUUGGCUGCUGGAGUGGAUGUUAACAUUUCGACAAAUGCCGGUUCGGCAUUACAUGAAGCAGCCUUGUGUGGUAAGAAGAAUGUAGUGUGUACCCUACUAAGUGCCGGUAUAGAUCUCUAUGCUGUGGAUGGAAAUGGCAAGACUGCAUUGGAUAUAUUAAAAGACUAUCCAACAAAUGUCACCUAUGAAAUUCUUACCAUCAUUAAUGAUUUUUGGCAAACAAAUAGUAGCAUGAUAAAUAAAAAUCAUUUUCGCCCUAUAAAAGAUGUUAAUGACAAUCAUACAACAAUAUCCACUAGUCAGGAAUUGGAAAUUAAUCAAACUUCCGAUAUAGAGCAUCAACACCAGCGAUCGUUGACAAUAAACUCUUUAGACCGUUAUAACAAUUCCACAGAGCGUUAUACGCCUAUGGAACCAAUAAAAUGGACAAAAUCGAAUAGUGAUUUAAGUACAAAACAAGAACAAACACCUGAAUAUAAAUCGGUCUAUAAGUCUCAUUUACUACAUAGACGAUUAGGUGGCAUUGACAAACAAUUUCCAAAGUUUUCCAGCAUAAAUGAAUUACAAAAUCAGACUCCGCUCAAGUCUACACUAUAUCGAUGUGUAGAUGAGUAUGUGGAAAUGACAAUGCCAAAUUCGAGUACAUGUUCUACACCGCGAACACCUCGUACACCGGUAGCAACACCACAGCCAUUAGCUAGUCCUAGAACAUGUAUGGAAUAUGGUGAUUAUGCAAAUAUUAAUAUAAUUAAUGCACACAAUAAGCAUGAGUAUCAUGAUAAUGAAACAAUUUCUUUAACAUCGGGUAGUUUCGAUAACAAUAACAACAAUCACAAGCAUAAUGGAAACGAACAUUCUCCAACACCCGAUUGCCCACCACCAUCAGCAUCCGAAGCUGAAUCUACUAUAUUUGAAUUAGUCAAGCCAGCCGAAAGGACUUUAAAACGGAAAUCAUUACUAUUGCAACAGCAAGAUUCACAAUUUUAUGAUGGUCUAAAGUCGUUCAUAUGGGAAGAUCAAACGGAACCUCAAGACGAACAAUUUGACUCCCUAACCAGUUCUCGUGUAUCAGAAUGUGUAGAAGAAUUCGUUGGCGAUGUGCCGUUUGCAGGAUUGUUUAAAGGCUCUUCUUUAAACCUGGCAAAUACAUCGUCAUUAGAUUUACGAAAUUCCUCAGCAAUAGAAGAUAUUCCUAGUGGUUUGAGAUCUCCGAGCUUAGUAAGAUCGGUUAAGCCAAUACCUGCGAAACGUAAUGUUACAAUUAAAACGCCUACUUCGGAAGACGAAUACGAGAUUGAUGUCUCCAAAGCUUGGGAAGAAAUAAAUACGAUAUUUGAGAGUAUAGGCAACGAAAUGGCAGCAAAAGAUACCAAAUUGGAAGAUCUUGUCGAACACAAUGCUUUAACGAAUACUUUACGCAAAAAAACGUUGACAAUUCGAAAACCUGCUGAGUUGUUGCUGGGUUCGAUUACCCAGGAACAAAAUUCAAAUCCCAACUGGUGUCACUCAGCCAACACAUUGAUCUAUGGAUAUGUCAUAUAUAAUGUAUUUUAUUUGGGUUCAACUGUCAUCAGGGAAUUACACGGUACAGCAUCGACCAGAAAAUCAAUACAAAAAUUGAAACGCGAAGAAACGCCUUCACCUCAAGAUGAUAAUGAAGAAAAUGGUUUAAUUAAAGAUAUAAAUAGUUCGACUCGUAUUUUAAAAGCAACCAAUCAACAGACGCGUUUAGAAGUGGGCAUAGCAAUGUCACAUGCCGGAGUACGAUUUAUAGAAAUGGAAAAUAAGAGUACAAUAUGCGUUCAUGAUAUUGAAAAUAUCAAUUGUGUUAGCCAGGACACUGAUGAUUUGCGAUAUUUUGCUUAUAUAACAAGAGAGAAUGAUAUACACUAUUGUCAUGUCUUUAUGGUGGAUGAUGUGAAUUUGGCCACAGAAAUAAUUUUAACAUUGGGUCAAGCAUUUGAAGUAGCGUAUCAAUUAUCCCUGAUUAGUCAGGAUGAUUCCUUACAAACAUCACAGUCUUCCAUACACCAAGGUUCGAACAAAGAGAAACGCUUAAGCUAUAUCGAUGUUGUGGAUAAUAUUUAAAAUACUAAAAAUUCUAAAAAAAUUACACAUUUAUUAAACAAAAUUAGAAUGAAGAAAAUUCAUCUAAUAUUAUGAUAUUUAUUGUAACCCGAAAAUUCCCAUAUUUAUUAUAACAUUUAUUUAAUAAUA